Molecule: messenger RNA, 1092 nt
Organism: Staurois parvus
Lineage: Eukaryota; Metazoa; Chordata; Amphibia; Anura; Ranidae
Source: the annotation of a GenBank genome assembly
AUGGCCAGCUAUGAGGAUGAAAUUCAAAAUAAUGAGACAGAUUAUUUUUACUAUGAUAACCCAAAUGGAACUGAAGAUUGUAUGGAAAAGGACUGGGACCUGUCAUCCUCUUUGCUACCUGUAUUUUACAUGAUCGUCUUUGUCUUGGGACUGUCUGGAAAUGGUGUAGUCAUCUUCACAGUAUGGAAAGCAAAGCCAAAGAGGAGAUCUGCAGACACCUAUAUAGGUAAUCUUGCCAUUGCUGACCUGGCAUUUGUUGUCACCUUACCCUUAUGGGCUACCUACACUGCUCUUGGCUUUCACUGGCCCUUUGGUUCUGCCCUUUGCAAGAUCAGUAGCUACCUGGUGUUGCUGAAUAUGUUUGCCAGCGUUUUCUGCCUAACCUGUCUGAGCUUUGACAGAUAUCUGGCCAUUGUUCACUCGCUCUCCAGCGCCAACCUGCGCUCCCGGUCAACAACAAUGCUAUCCCUGGGAAUUAUAUGGUUCUUUUCAGGGUUUCUGGCACUACCCAGUCUCAUUCUCCGUGAAACCCGUCCUGAUGGCAAUAAGACUGUCUGUGACCUGGACUUCACUGGCAUCUCUGAAAAGGAGAACGAGAAUUACUGGAUUGGAGGACUCAGCCUCCUCACCACCGUGCCAGGCUUUCUACUUCCGCUGCUCCUCAUGACCACAUUCUACUGCUUCAUUGGCUGCAAGGUAACCGUCCACUUCCAGAACCUCAAGAAAGAAGAGCAAAAGAAGAGAAGGCUUCUAAAGAUAAUCAUCACACUUGUUGUUGUGUUUGCUAUUUGUUGGUUGCCAUUUCAUAUUCUCAAAACCAUCCACACCCUGGGGCUCAUAGGUGCUCUGGACCUUUCCUGCUCACAGUUUAACCUGAUCCUCAGCCUGCACCCUUAUGCCACAUGUCUGGCAUACAUCAACAGCUGCCUCAACCCAUUCCUCUACGCGUUCUUCGAUCUUCGGUUCCGCUCACAGUGUUUUUUUUUUUUUGGACUUAGUAAAACCUUCCAUGGACAAAUCAGCAACACCUCCUCCAGCCUGAGCGCUCAAACACAAAAAUCGGAAUUACACUCUUUGGCAACUAAAGUGUAA